AUGGCAUUAGAAAAAGUUCGGUUGAUCGGUUCAGGGCUACCUCUAGGCGCCGUUCAGGGUCUGCUAAUCGUCUGCCUGGCGCUGGCAUUGGGCCAGCAGGAGGCGGCGGGCGCCUACAGUCAGCAGGAGCUGCUCACCUGGCUGCAGCAGAGCAACCUUGGCUACCAGGUGCUGCAGCAGGCGAACAGCUCCAGCGACGAGCUGCUCUGCGCCACAGAGGUGGGCCUCCUGCUGCAGGCGGCCGAGCGGCACGCUCUGCCAGCGUUGCAAGUGCUCGAUGCCUGGGGCAAGUUUCCGCACGGCCUGCUCUACGGCCAUUUCAGUGAUCUCGGCAACUACGAGUCCUGCCUCAGCCAGAGCCUGAGCAACUCAGCUACGGCCCUAGCUGCCAGCAAAUACUGCUUGGCCCACAUCGCAUUCGAGUCGCUCUUAGCCAUGGACGAGGAUACGGUGAGCAUUAGCAUUGGCACCUGCAUUCCGGCUGCCUGCAGCGCCAAUCAGCUCAAUCGCUGGCUCAACAACUAUCUGCAGCGCAUCUUCGAAGAUUCAGUGGCUCCCCAGCUGCAGUUGGUGCAGGAGUCCAAUUGUGCCCUGGCCGCCAGAGAGCCAAUGGCGGCACUUGAUUGGUUCGCUAUUGUUUUGCUCAUCACUUUGGCCCUGCUCGUCAUGCUGUGCACGUUGUUGGACUACUUCAAAGGACCCCAAAAACUGUUGGCUGCCUUUUCGUUGCGCCAGAAUCUGCGGCAGCUGAUGAAGAUAUCGAGGCCAAGCAUUCAUCUGAUACCCUGCCUGCAUGGCAUACGCUGUCUGACCAUCAUCUGGAUCAUCUGGGGGCACGACUAUAUGUUCCUGCUGCUGGCGCCGAAUGUGAACAGCUACGAGGUUAUCGCCUGGGCGCAAACGCCAUUCUCGAUGAUAUUGCAGAGCGGCACCAUAGCCGUGGACACGUUCUUCUUGCUCAGCGGAAUGCUGCUCGUGAUGUCGACGCUGCGCGAGCUGGAACGCCGUUCGGGUCGCCUCAAUGUGCCGCUCAUGUACCUGCAUCGCAUCGUGCGCCUCACACCUGUGCUGGCCAUCGCUGUGCUCUUCCUGAUGACGCUGUUCCCUCGCCUGGACAGCGGGCCGCUCUGGCAGCAGUUCACCAGCUCCUCACAGCUGUGCUACGAUACCUGGUGGGCGACGCUGCUCUACGUCCAGAAUUAUGCUGCAGCGGGUCGCAUGUGUCUGGGUCACGCCUGGUAUCUGGCCGUGGACAUGCAGCUGUUCCUGCUCUCCCCCCUGCUCCUCUGGCCCCUCUACCGCUGGCGUCGUCGGGCUGUGGCUGGAAUCGUCCUGCUGAUUGCGCUGCUCUUCGGCUGCGUCUUCAGCAUCAUAAUGCUGAACAAGCUGACCGUCUUCAAUCGCAAGGGGAAUCUGGGCGCCGACAGCAUGGAGAUGCGCAUGAUCUACUAUACGACCCAUGCGCGUGCCAUGCCCUGGCUGAUCGGGCUGCUCUUUGGCUGCUUUCUGCACGGCGAGCAGGGCCGCCGGCGCCGCCUCCCCGCGUGGCUGAUGCUGUUGCUCUGGCUGCUGGCGCUGCUCUUCAUUGCGACGGCGAUCUGGAGCGUCUAUCCCUACACACGGCCAGGCGCCGCAGAGAUCUCGCCCCUGGCUGGCGCAUUCUAUUUGUGCUGCAGUCGCAUCGCUUGGCCCCUGGCCAUCUGCUGGCUCAUCUGGGCCUGCCAGAGCGGCCGUGGCGGCCUGGUCAACACCCUGCUCAGCUGGUCAUUCUGGCAGCCGGUGUCGAAGCUCUCCUACUGCCUCUACAUCUGGCAUCUGCUGAUCGAGAUGGCCAACACGGGGCGCAUCAAGAGCAGUCAACAUUUCUCCAACUAUGAUGCAAUUCUGCACUUUUGGUCAGACUUUGGCAUUACGUUGCUCGUCGCUCUGCUCAUGUAUCUUUGCGUGGAGGCGCCUUUUGUUCAAGUGGAGCUGCACUUGAUACGUACGCUACGUUCCCGUGCCACGCCCACAGCGCCAAAGCCCCAUACGGUGACGCCCACCGUCUCACUGGCCGUCAUCGCAGCGCCCACGAGCAUCUCACAGCAAAAUCUAAUCGAGGCUUAGGCCAAACGACGCUCAAAUCGGACCAAAUCUUUAUGAUAUUUUCAUUGCUCUUGCAUAUGUCU
Molecule: messenger RNA, 2168 nt
Organism: Drosophila arizonae
Lineage: Eukaryota; Metazoa; Arthropoda; Insecta; Diptera; Drosophilidae
Product: nose resistant to fluoxetine protein 6
Molecular function (GO): acyltransferase activity, transferring groups other than amino-acyl groups
Source: RefSeq, a predicted model, not a curated record